Ailuropoda melanoleuca (giant panda) is the source of this 969-nucleotide messenger RNA. Its product is annotated as zinc finger protein 334. The transcript is spliced from 5 exons. NCBI's taxonomy places the organism in Eukaryota, Metazoa, Chordata, Mammalia, Carnivora, Ursidae. Gene Ontology annotation, biological process: regulation of DNA-templated transcription. The record is from RefSeq and is a predicted model, not a curated record. The coding region runs from base 269 to 658 and encodes 129 amino acids.
GUCCAGCUCACCAGGCUCUUGACCCUUGGGACUCCACGCGUAGGUUCCAGCUAAUGGAAAUGUGGCUCCAAGGCCCAGGUUGAAACAAAACCAUUCCUGUGAAGUAAAAAGCAGCAGUGCCCAGGAACAGAAAUCCCACCUGGAAGAACAUAUUCCUGAACUGAAAACUCUCCCUAGAAUUUCAGCGUGGAAGUAGAAGAAUCCUUAAAAAGAACACAUUCAAGCCUUGGUAUCCCCACUCCUGGCCGUUUCUUAAGAGCAUCCAAAAAUGAACAAAUCCCAGAGAUGGGUUUCAUUCAAGGACCUGACUGUGGACUUCACCCAGGAGGAGCAGCAGCAACUGCGGCCUGCUCGGAGGCUCCUGUACAGGGAUGUGAUUCUGGAAAACUACAGGCAGCUGGUCUCCAUGGGGUAUCAUGUUAGCAAACCAGACAUGAUCUGCAAACUGGGGCAAGGAGAAGAGCCAUGGUCAGUGGAGGAAUUCUCACAUCAGAACUACCCAGAGGCAUCAACUGAGAGGAUUCACGGUGGUACUCCACCCCCUGGACCCCACAUUGGGACUGCCACAGGUAAGCAUUUGAUAAAGCCCAGCUCGCAAAAGCCCUCGUGGGAACUUUGUGGUGGGAGACAGACACGGACAGCUAAUAUGGAAUGCUGAAACUUCCUGCAGCCAAGUCAAGAAAAGAGCCAUUGAGGUAGGAAAAAAAUGCAGAGAUAAGCAGAUUUGAGUAGUAAAGAGAAUGCUGAUGGUGUUUGAAUCCAGAAAGGGUUGGUCUCCCUGGUGUUGGUGUUGUCUGGUAUCCGCUCACCCCUAUGCUAUCAGUGGUUUGAAUAUGUCAACAGACAGGUUUCUGUUUCUUUCUUCUUUCUAAUAAAUGGGUUCAUAGAAGUGUUCUUUAGAAUUCGCUGACCAAAUUAUGAGGGGAAAAAAAGGCCUCUGUAAGGCCAAUUAGAAUGACAUUGGCUGGG